AACUGCCUUUGCCCUAACGGCCGCAACUGGAUUUGCGGAGCGAGUUGAACCGCAACACAGGCAGCUGUCAUGGCAUUUUUCGGGCACCAGUUUCGCAGAGCUUUCUCUUCAUCGGCCCUCAGGAGUGUGGCCAUAAAGCAUGUUGUCAUAAUCGGUGGUGGACAAAUGGGUGCGGGGAUCGCUCAGGUUGCUGCGUCGACCGGCCACCAGGUGACGCUGGUGGACAUGUCAGAGGCCAUCUUGACAAAGGCAGUCAAGGAUAUGGGUACGAGCUUGAAGAGAGUGGUCAAGAAAAAGUAUGCAGACAAGCCCGAGGCGGGUGAGGCGUUCAUUGAGAAAGUUCUGCGCAACGUGUCCACCGCCACAGAUGCCGCCGCCGCCGUCCAGAGUACGGACCUCGUGCUGGAGGCCAUUGUGGAAAACCUAAAAGUCAAACAGGAUCUUUUCAGCGUGCUUGACAAGGCGGCACCAGCGCACACCAUAUUUGCCAGCAACACAUCGUCGCUGCCUAUCGGUGACAUCGCUAGCGCCACCUCCCGACUGGACCGCUUUGGCGGCCUGCACUUUUUCAACCCGGUCCCCAUGAUGAAACUUGUCGAGGUCAUCGGAACUUCUGCCACGAGUCAGGAGACGUUCGACUCCCUGGUGAACUUCAGCAAAGCGCUGGGCAAAACGACCGUGUCUUGCAAGGACACACCGGGAUUCAUCGUGAACCGCCUGCUCGUCCCCUACAUGUUGGAGGCCGUGCGGCUCCAUGAGAGAGGUCACGGCUCCAAAGAAGACAUCGACGUGGCCAUGAAGCUCGGUGCUGGAUACCCGAUGGGACCCUUUGAGUUGCUGGACUAUGUGGGCUUAGAUACAGCAAAGUUCAUUUUAGACGGGUGGAGCGCCAUGGAUUCAAAGAAUCCUCUCUUUACCUCGAGCUCUUUGCUUAACAAGCUGGUCGCAGAGGGCAAGUUUGGCAAAAAGACGGGAGAAGGAUUCUACAAGUACAAGUAGCUUAAUUGUAGUCAGGAAUGGCGACAAAAACUGAAGAAGACUAAUGCAGACGUAAAUGUUGCUUCAAUGAUAAUGUGACUUUCAAUCAUAUGUGCCGUGCCUUGUUUGCCUGAUUGAGCUGAGAUCAGCACUACCCCCAUGUGAACUAUCGAUCAUACGUGAAAAUGGAUCGAGGGAAUUUUUUUGUCACUUAUCGCUUGUUUUUCAAAUACAUUUGAACAAUAAAGAUUUUACUAUGUUAAA
Syngnathus typhle (broad-nosed pipefish) is the source of this 1242-nucleotide messenger RNA. RefSeq names its product hydroxyacyl-CoA dehydrogenase (gene hadh). The coding region runs from base 70 to 999 and encodes 309 amino acids. Gene Ontology annotation, cellular component: mitochondrion. The transcript has 8 exons. Gene Ontology annotation, biological process: fatty acid beta-oxidation. Lineage: Eukaryota; Metazoa; Chordata; Actinopteri; Syngnathiformes; Syngnathidae. Gene Ontology annotation, molecular function: (3S)-3-hydroxyacyl-CoA dehydrogenase (NAD+) activity; NAD+ binding. The record is from RefSeq and is a predicted model, not a curated record.